CGGAUGCUACGACGGAUACUGGGGGGAGGUCUACUGUGAGAAAUCAUGUAUACCAAACUGUAAGGCGUGUGAAAAAUUUACUGGGCAGUGUAGUUCUUGUAUACAUGGAUUUUGGGGUAAUAACUGUUCUAGAGAAUGUCAUGGGAACAAUUGUAAAAUUUGUGAGGCACAGACAGGCAAAUGCCAGGCAUGUGUUACUGGACUGUGGGGCGAAAUAUGUGACAAACGUUGCGGACAUUGCCUGUCUGGCAAGUGCGGAAAGACUGACGGUAGAUGCGAUAAAUGUGUGGACGGGUACAUCGGUAUAAACUGCACGGUCAAGUGUGCCUUGACAAACUGCACUGAUCUUAGCUGCAAUUCAGACAGGAUGUUAUGUAGUAGUUGCAACAGUGGGUAUUGGGGUGAAUUUUGCGACCGAAAAUGCGAAUACUCUUGUCCAAACACAUGCAAUAAGAUUUCAGCAGAAUGCACAAGCUGUAGUUAUAAAACAUUCGGUUCUUUCUGUGAACAAACGUGUAGCAAAACAUGCUCCGGAAACUGUGUUAGACAGUCUGGUAAAUGUUACAGCUGUUUACAAGGAUACUGGGGUACAUUUUGUGAAAACAGUUGUAACAAGUCUUGUGAAGGAGGUUGUGAUAGGUAUUCGGGUGUCUGUAGCAGAUGCCUUUCAAGUUAUUGGGGACCAUCUUGCAGUUACACUUGCAGUCAGAAUUGUAUGUUGAAAAGGUGUGACAAAAACACGGGUAAAUGCGGAAGCUGUGCUCAUGGCAGAUGGGGUGAACUGUGUGAAGCGACUUGUAGCCUACAGUGUAAUGGAAACUGUAACAGAGAAACGGGCGUUUGUUUGUCUUGCAAUGAAGGUUAUUGGGGACAAUAUUGUAAAUAUAAAUGUGAGCCUGGAUGCAAUGAUAAUUGCGACAAAACUUCAGGGUAUUGCAAGUUCUGUUUGUCCGGAUCAUGGGGAAAUUACUGCGAAAGAAACUGCAGCUGUGAUUGUAGUAGAAAUAACGGUCAAUGUGAGUCCUGCAUUAGUGGGUAUUGGGGAGUGUCAUGUCUACAGAAAUGUCACAAAAACUGUGAGUCAGGAUGCUACCAAACUCUUGGAGAAUGUGUUGAUUGCAAAGAUGGUACAUGGGGGAUAAACUGUACAAAUUUGUGUCCACUUAAUUGUGCAAGUAAUUGCGACGAUCGAAGUGGUGAGUGUAUGUCAUGUCACAAUAGAUACUGGGGACCGAAAUGUGAAAAGGAAUGUAAUAAUACCUGCGAAAUAUGUCAUCAAGAAACAGGUAAAUGCCUUAUGUGUAUGAAAUCAAAAUGGGGAGACCAGUGCAAAGCAGACUGUCCAAACAAAUGUAAAGAGCAGUGCGAUAUCGCUACAGGAAAGUGCGAAACCUGCCUCCAAGGCUACUGGGGUGAUCAAUGUCAGUUUCAGUGUGGGCAUCAUAACUGCAAGAAAUGCAACACAAGUACUGGCGAGUGUGAAUCCUGUUUUGAGGGGAAGUGGGGUGAAAACUGCGAUAAAGACUGUGCUGAUCACUGUCUAUUGGGAUGUGUGAAAACAAAUGGUACAUGUUUUGCAUGCGAAGCCGGUUACUGGGGUCCCAGUUGCAAUGUAAUAUGUAGGAUUGAAAACUGUUCAACUUGUAGCCAAAACACAGGACUUUGUGAAACCUGUAUAUUGUCACGAUGGGGUGAGACGUGCGACAUAUCAUGCAGUGAAAGAUGCAGGCAUGGUUGCAACUUUACUACUGGUAAAUGCAAUGGUUGCAAAAUCGGAUACUGGGGAAAUAUUUGUGAAAAUGAAUGUCCGUCUUUAAAGUGUGAAAUUUGUCAGCAACAGAUCGGUGUUUGUUCUGUUUGUCAGACCGGAUACUGGGGAAUAAAAUGUGAACGCCAAUGUAAUCAAUGCCUUAGAUGUGACACUAAGGAAGGAUAUUGCACUUCGUGUCAUAAGGGGCGUUGGGGCUUGUCAUGUGAAAACGAGUGCGAAGAAAGUUGUGUCUGCUGUGGUAUUUCCAGUGGAGCUUGUGAGAGGUGUCCUGUUGUGUCUCUAAAAGGUAAUGGGACAAAUGUUGACCUUGCCUUCCACCUUGAUUCGAAAAUAGGACUGAUUACCAUAGUCAUAGCAGCUACAAUAAGCGCAGUUGCAACAGUUACUACCACAGUCUUGGUAAUGGUCUGUUUCUACCAAAGAAUUAGUCGGAAAUUGGCAGGAAGUACAAAGGAAAAGCAGUCAAGUCAAACUGAAAUGACAGAAUUUUCUACAGACAGUAUGGGAAAUCAUCCAUAUCAGAUAUUAUCAGAACAUCCUGUUACACCGACUUAAACCAGUAUCGCGACAUCCGUGUGCUUAUUGGAAAAUCCGAAAGACGAAGAACUGCAAUUUCACGGAUUUCUUCAGACCUUUUGAGAAGGAAAUCAUACUAAUAUAGGGAGGCACAAGGCUUUUGUUUUUAUUGUCAUUGCGUUAUUUUUCAGUUGAUAUUAAUGAUAGUAAAAUAAUAAUAAUAAUGAUAAAUAAAUAUAACAGUUAAGCUGAAUGAUAUAUGCCUGAUAAAGACAGUAUUGCUGUGAGUAGUAUAGGCUG
Messenger RNA from Mercenaria mercenaria, 2587 nucleotides. Its product is annotated as multiple epidermal growth factor-like domains protein 10. The transcript is spliced from 4 exons. The record is from RefSeq and is a predicted model, not a curated record. Bases 368 to 2326 code for a protein of 652 amino acids. NCBI's taxonomy places the organism in Eukaryota, Metazoa, Mollusca, Bivalvia, Venerida, Veneridae. Gene Ontology annotation, molecular function: scavenger receptor activity.